AUGCAUAUUGCCAGAGUCAGGGCGCGGGGAAUACAUACUAUUCGAUUGCUCUCUUUGACUUGCCCGAAGAGACCACCGAAUUCAUCUACGUAUUCGUCCUCAUCGCGACCCCUCAACGCCGCUGAGAAUAUGUUCAAGAAAGCCAUUCAAGACCACCCGGGCAAUGGCACGAAGGCCUUGCAUCAGACCGACUUGUUGCAGGUCAACGGACAGGCUCCCCCCAAGCCACAACCACAACCACAACAAUUUGGGGCUGUCAAACGCAAAUUGGAAGCACAGGAGUCCUCACUGGGGUCUCUGCACAACGCGGUUUAUUUCGACGAAAACGAUUUCGAUGAUGACCUUGAUCUCGACGAGCCCCAGCCAUUGAUCGCACCAAGUAUCUCUAGCUCUGCACCACCACAGCCCGUCACAUAUCCAGACCUUGAUACUUUAAUCAAACCCAGCCAGUCUGUCAACACCAGGGCUCCGGCAGAUGUCAAUUACCCAGAUCUUCCAUCGAUUUCCCAAGAUGAGCCCGCCAUUCCAAGCAGCAUGCAGUUGCCGUGGUCAUCCUCCCCUCCCUCCCAUUUCCAGCCGCCCGUGAAAAAGCCUCGAACCCUCCCUUGGACCAAAGAAGAAGAGGAACCUCGCAAUGAUAAACGAAAGAGCUUUGCUACCCCCCAACGCAAAAAACCCCAAGAGCCAUGGAACAAGUCCGAGAGCGCCAUCAAGGCGCAACAGAAGGAGUUACGACAAGAAUACAAGAAGACGCAAAAACCCGAGCCGAAACCAAAACCGAAAACCCCGGCCGAUGCGAAGGUUGCCAGUCUGUUUUUGAGCGAUGAGCAAAAGGCCGUCCUUGAAGCAGUCGUUGAUCGUGGGAAGAGCAUGUUCUUCACUGGUUCUGCAGGAACAGGAAAAUCAGUACUCAUGAGGGAAAUCAUUAGCAAGCUGCGCCAAAAAUAUCGCACAGAACCUGAUAGAGUUGCAGUUACAGCAUCAACGGGCCUUGCAGCUUGUAACAUUGGAGGUGUGACUCUCCACAGUUUUGCUGGUAUUGGGCUAGGCAAAGAACCAGCAGUCGAACUAGUGAAAAAGAUCAAGAAGAACCAAAAAGCACGGAAUCGCUGGCUCCGUACCAAGGUCCUCGUUGUGGAUGAAGUCUCCAUGGUAGACGGUGAUUUGUUUGAUAAACUCGAGGAGAUUGCCCGACGCAUCCGCAACAAUGGUCGGCCGUUUGGAGGGAUACAGCUUGUUAUCACAGGCGACUUCUUCCAACUACCUCCCGUGCCAGAGAUGGGCCGGGAAGCCAAAUUUGCAUUUGGGGCCGCAUCCUGGACAACCUGUAUCCAGCAUACCAUUCUUUUGACCAACGUCUUCCGCCAACGAGACCCCGUGUUUGCUGGUAUGCUGAACGAAUUGCGAUUGGGAAACAUCUCUCCUAGUACCAUCGAGGCGUUCAAAAAGCUCGCUCGACCCCUUGACGUUAAAGAUCAGAUUGAUGCGACUGAGUUGUUUCCCACGCGAGCUGAAGUGGAUGGUGCCAAUUCGGCGCGCAUGGGAAGGCUCUCUGGUGAGGUUAUGAGGUACAACGCAGUGGACUCAGGGACGAUCCAAGACCAGCAACAUCGCGACAGACUUUUGUCAGCUUGCAUGGCCCCUCCUCUCAUUCAGUUGAAGAAGGGUGCCCAAGUGAUGCUUAUCAAGAACAUGGAGGACUCGCUUGUCAAUGGGUCCAUCGGCAAAGUGGUAGCCUUCAUGAGUGAAGAUUACUUUGAUGCUUACAGUAAAAACGAUAAAGGCUCUGCUGAUGACGCGAUGGGGAGCGAUGAUGAGGCAGUUCAUCGGGCUCGGCAGAAGCUUAAACAUCUGGCCCACACAGAGGGUUCAGCCUCAAUGGCACGCAAAUGGCCCCUAGUGUCGUUCCUUCAACCCGAUGGGUCAGAACGUCAUUUAUUGUGCCAACCGGAGACAUGGAAGAUCGAGCUUCCCAAUGGAGAGGUGCAAGCCCAACGACAACAAGUUCCGUUGAUAUUGGCAUGGGCAUUAUCCAUCCACAAGGCCCAGGGCCAGACCCUUCAACGUGUGAAAGUUGACUUGGGACGAGUCUUCGAGAAGGGUCAGGCUUAUGUUGCACUGAGUCGAGCGGUGUCGCAGGAAGGCUUGCAGGUCACUCGAUUCGAUCCUCGAAAGGUGAUGGUGCACCCGAAAGUAGUGGAAUUCUAUUCCAAACUGGCCACAAUCACAGAUGCACUGAAGAAGAAGAAGACGAAGAAGGCGCGCACUGCUCCAGCUGUGGACUACGAUGACUUCGAUGACUUCGAUGACGAUGAUUUCUGA
Penicillium bovifimosum is the source of this 2322-nucleotide messenger RNA. Its product is annotated as DEAD/DEAH box helicase. The record is from RefSeq and is a predicted model, not a curated record. NCBI's taxonomy places the organism in Eukaryota, Fungi, Ascomycota, Eurotiomycetes, Eurotiales, Aspergillaceae. The transcript has 3 exons. The coding region runs from base 1 to 2322 and encodes 773 amino acids. Gene Ontology annotation, molecular function: ATP hydrolysis activity; DNA helicase activity. Gene Ontology annotation, biological process: DNA repair; telomere maintenance.